Molecule: messenger RNA, 756 nt
Organism: Orycteropus afer afer
Lineage: Eukaryota; Metazoa; Chordata; Mammalia; Tubulidentata; Orycteropodidae
Source: RefSeq, a predicted model, not a curated record
AUGUUGAAAAGAGAACUCAAAAACCUCCUUUUCUCACUCCUACUCUUGGAUAAGUCUUCUUUACCAGAUGAUCAUCACAUAGCCAAGAUGAUUGUCACACUCAUCAUGUCUAUCAGUGAUGUGGUCAACCAGGACCUGGUGAUGGGAGCCCACCUUGGAGUCUUCUUCUUGGAGAACUACCAUGUCUCACUGGCCAAGAAAGACAUCUCAGCUGUUAACCUCUCUGAUCAGAUCUCUACUGCAUUUAUUGAGGCCUCAGGCACUGGCAACAUGAAGUUCAUGCUCAAUGGGGCUCUGACCAUUGGCACCAUGGAUGGCCCCAACAUAGAAAUGGGAGAAGAGGCCGGUGAGCAGAAAUUAUUCAUCUUUGGCAUGUGGGUGGAGGAUGUGGACAAGCUUGACCAGAGAGGGUAUAAUGCCCAGGAGUACUGCGACCACAUUCCCAAGCUGCGGCAAGUCAUCGAGCAGCUCAGCAGUGGCUUCUUCUCCCCUAAACAGCCUGACCUAUUCAAGGACAUUGUCAACAUGCUCAGGCACCAUGACCGGUAUAAUGUCUUAGUGGAUUAUGAAGCCUACAUUAAAUGCCAGGAGAAAGUCAGGGCCUUGUACAAGAACCUGAGAAAGUGGACACGGAUGAUUAUUUGAAACACCACCACCUCGGACAAGUUCUCCAGGGACCGCAUCAUUGCCCAGUAUGCUGGGGAGAUCUGGAACGUAGAGCCUUCCCACCAGCUCCUGCCUGAUGAGACUGUCUGA